AAAACCCGCCGCCGAUCGUUAGGUGUUCAACCGCCUGAUAUCACUAACUCUCAGGGACUCGCUGCAUUCUGUUUAGGUAUACAACCUAUAGAUGGAGGAAUUGGUAUAAUUGGACAGAAGUUGAUGAUGGAUUAUCGCAUUGUGUUUGACAUGGAAAACUUGAAGGUGGUUUGGUCUCAUUCCAAUUGUCAAGAUGUUAGUGACGGUAAGAAAGUUCAUAUUACACCACCUCCAAGCGAUAAAUCGCCAAACUCAAUGCCAAACAAUGACCAACAGAGCACCCCUAGACCUCAUGCAGUUGCACUGUUGCCUGGAGGACUACCUGCAAUGAAGGUUAAAAUAGACAUUUACUAG
Molecule: messenger RNA, 354 nt
Organism: Ilex paraguariensis (yerba mate)
Lineage: Eukaryota; Viridiplantae; Streptophyta; Magnoliopsida; Aquifoliales; Aquifoliaceae
Source: the annotation of a GenBank genome assembly